AUGAAUAACUUGCCAGAACGGGAGUUUCACACCAUUGUUGCUGGUGGUGUAGCUCUUGCUGCUAAUGCCGGUUUCAUCAAUGUCGUCUCUAUGGCAGGUGUGACGGUCUCUCAUGUCACUGGAUCGGUUUCUCGGGUUGCUAUAUCGGCUGUUCAGCAAGACUGGGAAACAUUUCUUUUGGUCGUAUCUAUUAUUGUAUCAUUUACAUUUGGAUCGUUUAUGGCUGGAUUUAUAGUGGGCGACAACCGAUUCAAACUUGGUGCCAAUUACGGAAUAACACUGUCAUUUGCUUGCGGAUUACAAAACGCAAUGGUGACUUCUUACUCUGGGUUGGCUGUUCGCACAACACACAUGACAGGAAUCGCUACAGAUGUAGGAAAUAUCUUGGGUCAAGCGUGUCGAUCCGAUACCAAGGCCGAGUUAUGGCGUCUCAAGGUUCAUGUUCCUAUUCUUUUUGGGUUUAUUGCAGGUGGCAUGUGUGGUCAAAUCGCAUGGCUUUCUAUUCACGAAUAUGCUCUCCUUGUCCCGUGUAUAUUCACUGGUGGUGUUGCCGCUUUGUAUCUCACUUUACCGUUUAUCAAAGAUGCGGCAGAACAAAUUAAACACGCUCUUCCUCAUGAACUCCAUUUUAUGGACAACUAUGAAGGAGAUCCUCGGAAAUAUAAAGAGUAUCAUAAGGAGCAGUUGCUGAAGCAAGUAGAUCACUAUGCAAAAAUUACUGGCAAGAAUGUCGAUGAUGAAAUUCGAAGGUUUUUGAAUGAUAUGGUUGGAGACGAUGAAAUUGAAAUGGGAGUAUUAAAUAGCGUAUCCAUCAGCAGUACUGGAAAAAGAGAUAGCGGAUCAUCUAGACUGCUCAGUUCAAGACGUGGACAAUCUGCAUAUGGAGCAACAGAUGAAGAUGACGACUUACCUAAACAAAUAAAUAUUUAA
Batrachochytrium dendrobatidis JAM81 is the source of this 930-nucleotide messenger RNA. RefSeq lists its product as uncharacterized. The coding region runs from base 1 to 930 and encodes 309 amino acids. The transcript has 3 exons. Lineage: Eukaryota; Fungi; Chytridiomycota; Chytridiomycetes; Rhizophydiales. The record is from RefSeq and is a predicted model, not a curated record.